This is a messenger RNA of Cucurbita maxima (winter squash), 1406 nucleotides long. RefSeq names its product fructose-bisphosphate aldolase 1, chloroplastic-like. Gene Ontology annotation, molecular function: fructose-bisphosphate aldolase activity. The record is from RefSeq and is a predicted model, not a curated record. Gene Ontology annotation, biological process: fructose 1,6-bisphosphate metabolic process; glycolytic process. Lineage: Eukaryota; Viridiplantae; Streptophyta; Magnoliopsida; Cucurbitales; Cucurbitaceae. The coding region runs from base 87 to 1271 and encodes 394 amino acids. The transcript has 5 exons. Gene Ontology annotation, cellular component: cytosol.
GGCCACGCGGCAGCAACCAGAUCAGAGACCGUUGGCGAAGGAAGAAGCAACAAAGAUAAGAUUUUUCUUCUUCUUCUUCUUCAUCAAUGGCGUCUGCUUCUCUCAAAUCCUCCCCUGUUCUUGACAAGCUCGAGUGGGUCAAAGGCCAGUCUCUCCGGCAGCCAUCCGUCUCCGUCGUCCGCUGCCACCCCACCGCCGCCCCCUCCACCCUCACCAUCCGUGCCGCCUCUUAUAGCGAUGAAUUGGUCAAAACAGCCAAAACGGUGGCGUCGCGGAUAUUGGCUAUGGAUGAGUCUAAUGCUACCUGUGGAAAGCGUUUGGAUUCAAUUGGGUUAGAAAACACAGAGGCGAACCGUCAGGCUUACAGAACUCUGCUGGUCACUGCACCAGAGCUCGGCAAGUGCAUCUCCGGUGCUAUACUUUUUGAAGAGACGCUCUACCAAUCCACCGUCGACGGCGAGAAGAUUGUCGACGUUUUGGUGAAGCAGGGCAUUGUUCCGGGAAUCAAAGUUGAUAAGGGGUUGGUGCCACUUCCUGGUUCCAACAAUGAAUCAUGGUGUCAAGGACUCGAUGGCCUUGCUUCUCGCGCUGCUGCUUACUACCAACAGGGCGCGCGUUUUGCCCAAUGGUAUCCGAUCCUAGCAUGGGGUUGGGCCGAAACCCUAAUGGAUUUAAGGUGUUUUUAUAUUGAUUUUGGAUUGGGGUUUUGCAAUAUGCAGGACAAUGGACUGGUGCCGAUUGUGGAGCCAGAGAUCUUGCUGGAUGGAGAGAACGGAAUCGACAGAACCCUCGAGGUAGCCCAGAAAGUUUGGGCAGAGGUGUUCUUCUACCUUGCAGAAAACAAUGUCCUGUUCGAAGGAAUUCUUCUGAAACCAAGCAUGGUCACUCCAGGAGCAGAGAGCAAAGAAAAAGCCAGCCCUGAAAAGGUUGCAGAUUACAACACUGUGUCUCUUCUCAAAAGAAGAAUCCCUCCAGCAGUUCCUGGAAUCAUGUUUUUAUCAGGUGGGCAAUCGGAGGUAGAGGCCACAUUGAACUUGAAUGCCAUGAACCAAGCGCCAAACCCAUGGCAUGUGUCCUUCUCGUACGCCAGAGCUCUGCAGAACACAUGUUUGGAGACAUGGGGUGGGCGGCCGGAGAGUGUGAAGGCCGCACAGGAUGCUUUGAUUCUAAGAGCCAAGGCAAACUCGCUUGCGCAGCUUGGGAAGUACACUGGUGAGGGUGAGUCCGCUGAGGCUAAGGAGGGAAUGUUCGUCAAGGGCUACACAUACUAAGAUUUUAUAUGUAUUAAGAAGAUGAAGAAGAAGAUAAUGGCUAAAGUUGGAUGUGUUUAUGAUGAUGAUGGCUAUUUGCAACCAACUAAAACUAUUUUGGUGAAUUCUUAGGUGUAAUGAACGUUUUGGAAAGAA